CAGUAGUUUGAGAAACUUUGUUUGUGUAUUGACGAAAGGUAACGUAAUUGACUCGCAUUGACACCAUCAGCACUCACUACGACUACUACAGCACAGCACAUUCCCUCUCCUCCUCGUCUUCUCCGCCGAUCACAGCCACCGACCUAAACCUAAGCUUCCAUUUACUAAUCCACCCCGAACACGCCUAUGGCAGCGAAAGCAUCAUCUUCCUCCUUCGAAAUCUCUGCUGACGGCCCUGUCCUCAGCCUCAUCAACAAGCGCAUUCGUGCUUUGCGCAAAAAGCUCAACCGCAUAUCACAAAUGGAGGAAUCUCUCUCCCGCGGAAAAUCCCUCAACAGAGAGCAGCAGGAAACCCUCCGCUCGAAGUCAUUCGUCGUGGCCGGCAUAGACGAGUUGGAGAGACUCCGCCAGCCCCUCUUGCAGGCUGUGGAUCAGGAAAUUCAGAUCGCUCUGGACAAAAGUGACCAUUCUUUUGGAACUCAAUCGGAAGACAGGGCUGCUGAGGAGGAAAACGUGGAGCGUGCCGCAACUGAUGAAAGUGGUGUUGUUGCUGCUGUUGCCGAUCUGCUGAAAUUGCUGUAUUUUGGGAGCAUUUUUGAUGUGAGGACCCUGUCGAUGGCGCACGAUAACAUGUUGACGAGGACUCAUGAGAGGAACUGCUGCCUCUCGUAUGAUUACGUGACAGAUGAUGAGGCUGCCGGAGAUCCCUUGAAAGACUUGGAUCUGGAUUUGAUUGCGCUGAUGGGGGGUCUCUUGAUUUCCCGCCCGGUGCAUUCGAACAUGUCGCACAAGGACUCGUUACAAAUGUGUGUGGAGCGUGCAAAGAUGUGGCUUACCAACUCAGACCAGCCAAUUGAGCCUAAUUUCAGUAUCACUUACGCUGGCUUGAGGCAGAAGCUAAACAAGAUUAUGGCUUCGGACUACUUCACAACAACUCCAGAGAUUAAGGCUCCCGUUGAAGUGGCUGCAGUUAUGGGGAAUUAUACUUCUUUUCAGGAUCUGCUGCAUGGUUCUAUAAUUCCUCAUGUUGGUUUCACUGGCCCUGUGGAAGGCUCAGCUGCAGAUUCUGAGCAAGAGGUCAUACAACGAGGAGGAUGGUUCUAGCUUGCCUCAACUCUCCUGCCCCAUUGCACUCUCAGAAAAUCGAAGUUUGUUGGGUGUUGAAGUUCUAAUUUGCAAGCAUUUUAGACCUGGAACGUGUUUUCUGUUUUCAAGCUAUGUUUCUUCUUCUUUUGGUUGGACAUUUCAUGCCUUUGUUUGACUUGUUUGACUUACAGACUCUGUCAGAACGAAUGUGGAAGCCUUCUAGCAAAGUUUGUUAGGAGGAAGCCACAAAAUAGUAAUGGCCAAUGGCGUGUUAUGAUGAUGAAUCUGGCCUUGCUGGAGAAGUUUUUCAGGGAGCAUCGGAGGUGGAAAGCACAUUAGAACUCCAUGCGCAGACAGAGCCGGGAACUGCAGUUUAUCAAAACUUCAGGCAGGUGAAAAUCUCAGGAGCAACGGUGUAAGAACCAAAACCCAUAUCAAAAGUGUCGUGGUGGGGGUGGCCACAAAGGAUAUGCUAACGGUAAAGGUACGGAUUGCUACUACGAUUACUAUGGCCGCGUUCAAGCAUCAUCACCUUCUUAAUUUAGGGUGUUGAUAAUUUACAAUUCGGUUAGGGGGCGUUUACUUUGAGUGAUAGGGUGAAUAGAUAAAAAUAAUCCAAGCUAAUCUACCAUUUACUUUGAUCGAUUGAUUAAUUUUGAACUUAUUUGACCAUCUUAUCCUUUAAAUACUCAAAGUAAACGCCUCCUUAGGGUGAUUCAUUCUUGUUGUGAACUGCAUAUUUGAGAAACUUAUUAAUUACAUGAAUAAAUUGCCAAAUGCAUA
This is a messenger RNA of Salvia miltiorrhiza (redroot sage), 1869 nucleotides long. RefSeq lists its product as uncharacterized. NCBI's taxonomy places the organism in Eukaryota, Viridiplantae, Streptophyta, Magnoliopsida, Lamiales, Lamiaceae. The record is from RefSeq and is a predicted model, not a curated record. The coding region runs from base 187 to 1104 and encodes 305 amino acids. The transcript is spliced from 5 exons.